AUGGCCGCGAAGUCGGACGGCGGCGGCGGCCCGGCCGUGCGGCUGGAGAGCCCGGAGGACGGCGGCGGGAGGCGGGCGGGCGGCGCGGCCCCCCCGGCGCGGCGGUACCGGCUGCGGGACGGCUGUUGGGUGCUCUGCGCCCUCCUGGUCUGCUUCGCGGACGGCGCCUCGGACCUGUGGCUGGCGGCCCACUACUACGUGCGGGGGCAGCGGUGGUGGUUCGGGCUGACGCUGCUCUUCGUGCUGCUGCCCUCGCUGGUGGUGCAGCUGCUCAGCUUCAGGUGGUUCGUCUACGACUUCGCCGCCAGCACCAAGGACAGCGCCGGCAGCACCAAGGACAGCGCCCGCGGCCCCCGCGGCUGCUGCCGCCUCUGCGUCUGGCUGCUGCAGGGCCUCAUCCACCUGCUGCAGCUGGGGCAGGUCUGGAGGUACCUCCGCACGCUGUACCUGGGGCUGCAGAGUCGCUGGCAGGCCGAGCAUCGCCGCCGCCACUUCUACUGGCGGAUGAUGUUCGAGAGCGCGGACAUCAGCAUGCUGCGGCUGCUGGAGACCUUCCUGAAGAGCGCACCCCAGCUCGUGCUGCAGCUCAGCAUCAUGGUGCAGCAGAACAGCAUCGAGCCGCUGCAGGGGCUCUCGGCCUCGGCCUCGCUGGUCUCCCUGGCGUGGAUGAUCGCCUCCUACCAGAAGGUGCUGCGGGACUCGCGAGAGGACAAGAUGCCCAUGUCCUACAAGGGGGCUGUGGUGCAGAUCCUGUGGCACCUCUUCACCAUCGCUGCCCGCGCCAUCGCCUUCGCCCUCUUCGCCUCCGUGUUCCAGCUCUACUUCGGCAUCUUCAUCGUCACCCACUGGUGCAUCAUGACCUUCUGGAUCAUCCAGGGUGAGACGGACUUCUGCAUGUCCAAGUGGGAGGAGAUCAUCUACAACAUGGUGGUGGGCAUCAUCUACAUCUUCUGCUGGUUCAACGUCAAGGAGGGACGGAGCCGCUACCGCAUGUGUAUCUACUACGUCAUCACGCUGUCGGAGAAUGCCGCCCUCACCGUCCUCUGGUUCCUCUACUACGACCGCAAGACCACCUCCGACUUCGACGCCUUAAUCCUCGUCUGCGUGGUCAGCUCCAGCUUUGCCCUCGGCAUCUUCUUCAUGUUCAUCUACUACUGCCUCUUGCACCCCAACGGCCCCAUGUUCAGCCCCCGUGGCGGGGGCUGCAUUUUCCGGCAGCGGCCAGCCCCGGCGCCGGGGUCUCCCGCGGACGCCGUCACCAGCCCCCCCCGCUCGCUGCCACGGACUACAGGAGGGGAGCGGGACGGGGCGCCAGGGGAGCGGGACAGCUGCGUGCCCGUCUUCCAGGUGAGACCCUGCGCCCCGCCGGCGCCGGCCGCCCGUGCCCCGCGGACAGAGGGGCCCGUCAUCCGCAUUGACCUGCCCAGGAAGAAGUACCCGGCCUGGGAUGCCCACUUCAUCGACCGGCGCCUGCGGAAGACCAUCCUGGCGCUGGAGUACGCGUCGCCCACCACCCCACGCCUGCAGUACCGGACCCCCGGUGCCCCCCAGGAAGUGCUGGAGUAUGAGACCACCGUGUAG
Gavia stellata (red-throated loon) is the source of this 1581-nucleotide messenger RNA. RefSeq names its product XK related 7 (gene XKR7). Lineage: Eukaryota; Metazoa; Chordata; Aves; Gaviiformes; Gaviidae. The coding region runs from base 1 to 1581 and encodes 526 amino acids. Gene Ontology annotation, biological process: phosphatidylserine exposure on apoptotic cell surface; engulfment of apoptotic cell; apoptotic process involved in development. The transcript has 3 exons. Gene Ontology annotation, cellular component: plasma membrane. The record is from RefSeq and is a predicted model, not a curated record.